Messenger RNA from Lichtheimia ornata, 321 nucleotides. RefSeq lists its product as uncharacterized. The record is from RefSeq and is a predicted model, not a curated record. The coding region runs from base 1 to 321 and encodes 106 amino acids. Lineage: Eukaryota; Fungi; Mucoromycota; Mucoromycetes; Mucorales; Lichtheimiaceae. The transcript is spliced from 2 exons.
AUGACCGACCCCAAACAAUGGUCGCUUGAAGCUGCAUGGGAAGCGGUCAAGAAGCGUGAUAGCCAGCUUUCUGAUAAAAAGAUCAUCCAAAUCCUCGUUGACCAACUAGUCGAAGUAAGGAACAGAGCUGUCAAUAAGGCCUAUAUUGAUAAAGCGACUACAUACCUUUCCAUGUGGCAGGCCGCAAAGCAAUGCAUCUUGGAUGAAGCUGCCCAAAAUCCAUCUCCUGUGAUCCAUCGCAACUAUGGCCAUUGGCGUAUUUCCUCACGAUCAAAUGGUGUUGUCAACAUCAACAUGUACAGGUCGAAAGAUGACUUGUAG